AUGGCCUCAGCUGCAAAGACCAUCAUCGUCGAGCAUCUCGACCCCGAGCUUGGUCCCUGGUCAGAACUCGAGUACAAGUGCAUCGCCAAGGAGAGCCAUGAGAGAAACAGCGAUUUUAUUCUGUCUUGCUUGCCUGAUGGCUUCAAGGUUCCGGACACGCUAGCCAACAGCCCUGCAUUCAAGGCUGAGCACCGCGGUGUGGAGGAGCUUUAUGCGGACACCAGAAACCGAGUUUGCCUAUUGGAUCCUGCGGCCGCCAAGGACUUGUCUCCCGAGGACGGUGACAACUUUGACGUGUUUCUGUUUGGUGGAAUAUUGGGCGAUGACCCGCCAAGAGAUCGCACCUCUGAACUUAGAAAGAAGGGUUUUGAGGGACGCCGUUUGGGCCCUCAGCAGAUGACCACUGAUACUGCCGUUCGUGUGACGAGAAUCGUGGUUCAAGACAAGGUUGCUCUCGACAAGAUUGAUUACCUCGACUUUCCCGAGCUAAAGUUCAACAAAUAUGAAAGCACAGAGAUGCCGUUUCGAUACGUCAAGGGCUCGGAUGGGGAGCCCAUCAUGCCCGAGGGUAUGAAGGAGCUGAUACAAAGUGAUGCUGAUAAAGCAGUAGAUGAUUUGAUUUAG
Messenger RNA from Beauveria bassiana ARSEF 2860, 624 nucleotides. RefSeq names its product DUF431 domain-containing protein. The transcript is spliced from 5 exons. Lineage: Eukaryota; Fungi; Ascomycota; Sordariomycetes; Hypocreales; Cordycipitaceae. The record is from RefSeq and is a predicted model, not a curated record. Gene Ontology annotation, biological process: peptidyl-arginine methylation. Gene Ontology annotation, molecular function: protein-arginine omega-N monomethyltransferase activity. The coding region runs from base 1 to 624 and encodes 207 amino acids.